UCGAUAUUGGACUUUACAACAUUUUAUAUAUCGCAUUAGUAAUAAACGAAAUUAUUUUGCAUUUUUUGGAAUACAUAUAAGAGCAAUAAAUUCACUGAAAUCAAUAUGACGAUGCGACCCGAUGACCACCGCAGAAAAUGGGACAAGAACGAGUAUCAAAAGUUGGCUCAGGAGCGCCUGCUCAAUCAAACGGCGCCCAAGGAAGAAGAGCCUGUGCAGCGAGAGAAUCUCAAACGACGUGACUACAAGGUUGACCUCGAUAGCAAAUUGGGCAAAAGUGUUGUGAUCAACAAAAACACACCUACCUCACAAUCUGGCGGCUACUAUUGCAAUGUUUGCGAUUGUGUCGUCAAGGAUUCGAUCAAUUUUCUGGAUCACAUCAAUGGCAAGAAGCAUCAACGGAAUCUGGGCAUGUCCAUGAAAGUGGAGCGCAGCACCGUUGAUCAGGUCAAGGAGCGCUUUCAACAGAACAAAAAGAAAAUGGAGGAGAAGCAAAAAGACUACGAACUGGAUAAGAGAUUGCGCGAGGCCAAGGAGGAGGAGGAUCGCUACAAGGAGCACAGAAAAGAGAAGCGAAAAGAGCGCAAACGCAAAGCCGAGGAGAAUGGGAGCGGUGGCAAUGACUUCGCCAAUGGACUGCCUGAUGACAUGGCUGCCAUUAUGGGUUUCUCUGGCUUUGGCGGCUCGAAGAAGAACUCAUAGGCCUUACAUUGUUCGCUAGUUGUAAUCGUAAAAAAAUACAAAAUAGAAAUAGCAAUAGCAAAAAAUAGAACUGUUUUUUCUGCAACCAACGAACCCUUUUAUACUGGGGCUAAUCGCUGUGACUGUGAUUGGUUUGCGACAUUUAUUUUAUAAUCAUCAUCAUUGUAUAUGUUAAAUGUAUAUAAGACAAUUUACACCAUUUCGUUAAUUUUUUUUGUGUGUUAUUUUGUCGUAUUGCCCAAGGUUAUAAUUUAAAUAAGCAGUUCUCAAAAUGCAAAAAGGACUUACACAUCAUUGAAAUUCACUAAAAAUCUUAUAUAUCAUAAAAGCCCCCCUCCAUCCACACUCCGAUUAAGAAUACUACUAUCAAUUGUUUUUGUGACUGCCAACAAUAAAUGCGGGGAUGCCAACUUAAGUGAAUACAAAUCCAUGCUCGAUGGGUAUGUCCCAUGGAAUGUUGAAGAACUCCCCGGGCAAUUGUGUGCAAUGUGUCGAGUUGUAAUCACGUAAAUGCUUGCGCAAC
Messenger RNA from Drosophila nasuta, 1225 nucleotides. RefSeq names its product zinc finger matrin-type protein 2. Bases 106 to 702 code for a protein of 198 amino acids. Gene Ontology annotation, molecular function: nucleic acid binding; zinc ion binding. Gene Ontology annotation, biological process: mRNA splicing, via spliceosome. Gene Ontology annotation, cellular component: U4/U6 x U5 tri-snRNP complex; spliceosomal complex. NCBI's taxonomy places the organism in Eukaryota, Metazoa, Arthropoda, Insecta, Diptera, Drosophilidae. The record is from RefSeq and is a predicted model, not a curated record. The transcript is spliced from 2 exons.